AUGGGAAGCGAACACUUAAAAACUGCAUCUUGGUGGUUCUUCGACUUAGACGAUACUCUCCACGAAUUCCGCAAAGCAUCUUCCUCUGCCGUCGACGCAACAUUACACCUCAUCAUCCAACAACAAAGCGCCCAGAACAUCACACCACAAAAAGACGCCAUCACAUUCGCCGACCUAAAAGCAGCAUACUCCAAAGUCCUCAAAGAAACCACAUCCUCCGCCUUCACAGACGGUAAAACAAGCCACGAGUAUCGCGCCGACCGCUUUAAAAGCACACUGAAAACUCUCAAUCUCUCCCUUGUCCCAGAGCAAGUAACAGAAAUACUCGACGUGUACGAAAAAACAUUGAUGCAACAUCUAACCCUCAAACCCGGUACAAUACCCCUACUCAAGUCACUCAAGCAACAAGGGAAACACGUAGCCAUCGUUACCGAAGGCCCGCAAGAUGCUCAGCAACGCACAGUUGCUGCGUUGGGCUUAGAACCGUAUUUUGACCGUUUGAUUACUACGAAUGCGGUUGGGAUGGCGAAGGUGGAUGGGUUGUUUGAGAGGGCACUGCAGACGCUGGGGGUUGAGGGGAGGGAGGUGGUUAUGGUGGGGGAUAGUUGGGAUAGAGAUGUGGUGCCUGCGGGGAAAGCGGGGAUAAGGUGUGUUUGGUAUGCGGAGGGGAGUGGGGAGGAGGAGAGGAUUGUUGAGUUUGGGGGGGAGGGGGAGGAGAGGGUCGUUGUUGUGGAUUCGUUGGGGAAUUUAAGGGGGAUGGUUGAGAGAGAGAGCUGA
Bipolaris victoriae FI3 is the source of this 777-nucleotide messenger RNA. RefSeq lists its product as hypothetical. The coding region runs from base 1 to 777 and encodes 258 amino acids. Lineage: Eukaryota; Fungi; Ascomycota; Dothideomycetes; Pleosporales; Pleosporaceae. The record is from RefSeq and is a predicted model, not a curated record. The transcript has a single exon.